Messenger RNA from Heterocephalus glaber (naked mole-rat), 1703 nucleotides. NCBI's taxonomy places the organism in Eukaryota, Metazoa, Chordata, Mammalia, Rodentia, Bathyergidae. The record is from RefSeq and is a predicted model, not a curated record.
GCGGCGGCGGCGGCGGCGCGCUCAGCGCUCUGGUUGUCUCCCGCGCCGCCUGUUGCUCGCAGUUCCCGGCCGCAGCUUCCCGCCGAGUGGCCAGGGGUAGGCGGCCCGAGAAGGGGUCAGCGCGUGGACAGCCUCCCGCCCUCCUGCCCUCCCCGCUCUCGAGUGAUCGGAGGAUCCCAGGCGUCCCCGAAAGUGCGAACGCCGCGAGCCUCCAACUGCGCCCCGGACCGCGCAUCGAGACCCGGGCGCCAAGCCGCCCCGCGAUGAACGCGACCUUCCUGAACCACAGCGGCCUGGACGAGGUGGGCGGUGUGGGCGGGAGCACCGGGACUGCCCUGGGGAACCACAGCCAGGGGCUGGGCCCUUGGCUAGACUGCUGCCCGGGGGGCGCGCCGCUGACCGCCAGCGACGGGGUCUCCGCAGGGCUGGCGCCAGACGAGCGCAGCCUGUGGGUGUCGCGCGUGGCGCAGAUCGCCGUGCUUUGUGUUCUUUCGCUCACCGUGGUCUUCGGCGUUUUCUUCUUGGGCUGCAACCUGCUCAUCAAGUCCGAGAGCAUGAUCAACUUUCUGGUGGAGGAGCGCCGGCCCUCCAAGGACGUGGGCGCCGCCAUUCUGGGCUUGUACUGAGCGCUGGCCCGCAGCCCUCGCCCGCCGGGGAAAGGAGAAGGGACGCCUGGGACCCCGACGCCUCUCUGCUCGACCGCCACCUCUGGGCGAGCAGCGCGAGAGAGCGAAGCGCCCUGGUGCCGGGGCGUGAAGACACCGCGGGACAGAGGCGGCGGCGGCGGCGCGGGAGGGGACUCACGCCCGGCACGGUCCUGUGUGCGCUUCAGCGUGAGGCGGGAGGAUGAGGUUUCUUAACGGUUCUUUUGUUUUUGUAAAAAAAGGAAGUUCGGGCCAGGGUGGGCUUGAGUGGGAUGCUGUGUCGGGCUGAAGGCGCUCGCGUGGGGGCUUUUGUGUGUUGGCGGAGGGCGGUGUGAGCGCUUCGAGGAGCAGAGUGGGCGGGAGCUGUGAAGAAUCAGAGCCGCUGAGCUUGUUGGCCUGAUUUUGCAUCUGCAGAGAAAUUUUGUAAUAAAAAGCAGCCGUCGAGCUUUCAGUGGCCUCCCGCCAGCAUCUGAUGUGUGCGUGCGUGUGUAUGUGUGUGUUGGCGGGGACGGAGGGACUGAGGUCCUGUGUCCUGGUGGGGCGAAUAUUUUGAUCCUGUCCAGAAAAAUUUCGCCCCUUCGUGUGCCACGGAGGGAGCAGUGCAGGCAGGUCUGGGGCUCCACACCCGCACGGAGGCCAGCCCCCGGCCAGGAAAGGGAAAAGGAGCGGUUUUCUACACUGACCUAGGAGACAGGUCUUUGAAGGCUGCCAGAUGGUGAGAUUAGUCAAAUCACUGGAGAGUUGAGUAUUUUCCGUAAAAUGGGGGAAAAAUAAGUGAAUUAAGUCCAAAAAGGGGAAAACACUGAAAUGAAUACAUCAGGAUAAUGAACAAAAUUCAAUUGAGCCAGCGGGGGAGGAGGGAGCUCAUCGAGUUAAUAUGUUAAGGAGUUAAUGAUAAGACCAAAAGCACUCUCUAAGGGCUUGUCUUAUCCCAACUCCCCCAAUCACACCCCCAUCCCCCACUGCCACCAGGCCCGUGUAGAAGGUGGCUAAGUAGACUACAAAGGUGGUUCCUUGUUGCAUGGUGUGUGUGUGUGGGGGGUAGCUAGGAUGUUUCAA